Molecule: messenger RNA, 348 nt
Organism: Diaporthe citri
Lineage: Eukaryota; Fungi; Ascomycota; Sordariomycetes; Diaporthales; Diaporthaceae
Exons: 1
Coding region: 1-348 (115 amino acids)
Source: RefSeq, a predicted model, not a curated record
AUGGUGGGCAUCUUCUGGAAGUGGUGCUCCUAUGUCGAUGACGAAUUGGAACACGUCCGCGAGAUCCGGGUGGACGCCCUGCUGUCGCUGGUGCGCACCCCAACGUCAAAGUCCGCAGCAUACCCGGAGGGAGGCCACUACAACCAUUCUGAAACCGAUGCGUACCCAAACGGACUACGUAAACCACCCCAUCCGACAGGUUUUUCGAUUCCCAUCCCGGAAGACCCUGGCGCACCGAUCAGUAGAGGUCAGACUACGCACUCAAAACGCCAAACGCCCAGCGCCCCAGCCCACAUGACCGCGCCACGCGUCCCGACACGGCCUAGCGGCCGUUCCAGCCCAGAAUGA